Molecule: messenger RNA, 924 nt
Organism: Spirometra erinaceieuropaei
Lineage: Eukaryota; Metazoa; Platyhelminthes; Cestoda; Diphyllobothriidea; Diphyllobothriidae
Source: the annotation of a GenBank genome assembly
AUGGUGGCCUCCGGUCUGUCUCUGAUGAUGGAUUCAAGAGAGAAUCCGAAACGUCAGGCGAAUAAGGCCAUUGCUCCAGCGAUCGCUUCUUCUGAUCAACUAUUUCCUGGAACUCGCAUCUUCGCUUGUGUCGGCAAUUUGUUUGGGCGCGACGCGCUCCGAUCGGCCCGACGAUGGGAAACUUUCGCCUUUCGAGAGGCCUCUACUUACGCGCAAAUCCGGUUUCUGCACAGGUGUCUCGAUAACAACGUGUUGCCGAAGUGUGUUUCAUACAAACCUCCGGUAAACACGGAGCAAGCGAGACGCGCAGUAUUUCGGCAAGGAAGACGUAUGAUCCGCGUGCUCCUUCAAGAUUGCCAUGCGAGACUACGCAAAUACCGUCAGAGUAUUGACCAAGAGAAGGUUAGAUGCUGCGAGUUCAUGGGCGAGAACGGCACAAAUCUGCUUCAGCAGAAAGUGACUGAACGAGCCCGCGAGCAGAGAGCGACACGCGAUGCAGCACUGGGGAACAAAUUCCACAAACUGCCUGAUCCAACGUCAUCCAGAGGCGGCACACUGGUACACAACCUGUCGUCAAAGGAACUGACGAAGGAGCAAGUACAGGUUUUACGGCACGAAGCCUCAUUCAACACAGCUGACGCCAAACCUGUCAACAUGAUUGCAGCAGUGGAAUCGGUCAUUAAUCAGACGGAAGCGGCGGAGGAGACGAAGAACCUUAUCCGAUACCAAGUUUCGUCCCUCCUUUUGACUCACAAGCCGCGCGAAACACUCACAAAGGUCGAACGCGAUGCACUAAGAGAACUCAAGGCCGACAAGGACAUCGUCAUAGUGCCCGCGGACAAGGGGCGUUCCACCGUCGUACUGGACAGAACAGACUACCUUCAGAAGGCUAAAAACCUACUGGAGGAGGAGAAAAAAGACUAA